Messenger RNA from Linum trigynum, 1488 nucleotides. The record is from the annotation of a GenBank genome assembly. NCBI's taxonomy places the organism in Eukaryota, Viridiplantae, Streptophyta, Magnoliopsida, Malpighiales, Linaceae.
AUCAUUUCAUCCUCUAUCACCUUUUAAACCAUCAAGAUGUCUGAUCACCUCAGAUCGCUUGGGUUUGUUCAUACAUACAUCUCCUCCAUCCAUAGAGAACCUUCCAUCAUAAAUCAUCACCUAUACCUUGAACACUUUGAUCAAAGGCCCCUUGCUUUCCAAAUUCGUAUUGAUCCUCAUGAGUUUAUUCCUUUUGGAAUGGAUAUCAUGCCUCUUAUCAGUGCCCUCGGCUGGGAAUUCCUUAUCAACCUUCCUGCUCAGCCCGCUUGUCCUGAACUAGUGAAACACUUUUACAGCAACCUCCGAUGUCUGGGAAUUCAGACUAAAAGGUUCUCUACUCUAGUCUAUGGACACCUUUUAUCUAUCCCUAUGCGUGCUCUGAGCAUUAUUCUAGGGUAUCCUUCCUCUGGUCUCGCUCUGUCUCAUACAUCUGAAAUGUGGAAGUUCGAUUUCAAUCUUCAUGUUGAAGGGGCCAAGUUCUCUGGACAGCCUGUCGGCUCCUCUUUUGAAGUCUUUCCUGCCUCUCGACUUUGUCCUAAGCUCAGAAUCUUUCACUAUUUUCUGACUCGAGUACUACUGCCCCGUGGAUACUCUAGAGAUCAAGUUCUUCCUCUUGACAUCUGGGUCAUAUCUCACGCUACAGCUGGUCAGAAACUUGACUAUUGUUCACUUUUGUUCGGAGCUAUGGUCUCCCCAGGAGAAGGAUCACUGCCCUUUGGAGGGAUUGUUACUACGUUUCUUGCAAACAUCAAUAUCAACAUCUCAGGCUUUCGAUCUGAAUCUCCCACAAUUCAUCUCAGUGCUAGGAAUGUUCUGACUUGUCUGGGAUUUCAUGUUCCUCCCUCUCCUACUCAAGCUCCAUUAAGGGAUCCUGCAAAUCUUGGUCUACUAUUUGCUAUUGACGACUCCUCAUCCGAGUCAUCGGAUGAAGAUCUUGAAGAAGACUCUGACUCUCCAGUUCCUGGCCCUUCUCAGUAGCUGAUGGCUGAACUCAGGGGGAAUCUUUUGAUUGCAUAUUCCCAGGGGGAACUUUUGCCUGAUGAACUUCUUUUCAGAAUAUUAUGUGUCUUUCCAGAUCAUUUUGCAAUCUGUAUAUGAUUGCUAGACAUUUUGUGAUGUUUAUUGUACUUUGCAAUCCGAGGGUGAUUGCUAAACUUGACUUUAACUACUAUGGGUAUUUUGCAAUCCAUGGGUGAUUGCUGAUUUUCUGCUUAAUACCUGAUCUUUUUUGCUAUUAGUUAUGCUUGGGUAUGUUUGGCUGCUUUCUGUUUUGUUUCAGGAUCUCACAAGUUAUGAAGGAACGGCUGAAGGGGGAAAUUGUGAAACGACUUCUCAACAACCAAAAACGACGCAGCAACAACGCUCCUCCCAAAACGUCGCAGCUGCCACUAAGAGAUAACCGCUACAACUAAACGACGUCACUCGAUGAAGCUUAUCUCUUGAAGUGGGUUGGAUCAGUUUUGGAUUGAAUCAACCUUAUCCUUCAUC